GGCUGGUUCGAGUAUUCGGAACCGGUUUCACUCAGGAUCUCGUCAAAAGCAGACACACACAUAGAGUCACACUCACGGAAGGAGAUGGGGAGAGACAGGAGCGAGUUUGCGGCCAGGUGUGCCUUGCUGACGGGUCUUGGGUUGUUGCUCUGCUAUCCGGUGCCUUGCCACUCGGUAGAGGAAGCGCAUCCCCAGAGCGACGCCGAACACGGCGAGUCUCACGGAGGUAAUGAGACGGAUGGUCACCAGCCUGGCUUUCACAUUGUCUCCUUCCAUUGGGAACAUGUCCAAGCCCCUUACGUUAUAGCAGUAUGGAUCCUGGUGGCCAGUUUGGGGAAGAUAGUUUUCCACCUGUCUGAAAAAGUCACCUCUGUGGUUCCAGAGAGUGCCCUGCUGAUUGUGUUAGGUCUCAUCCUGGGAGGAAUUGUCUGGGCAGCUGAUCACACUGCCUCCUUCACUUUAACACCGACCGUCUUCUUUUUCUACCUCUUGCCACCUAUCGUAUUGGAUGCUGGAUAUUUCAUGCCCAACCGACACUUCUUUGGCAACCUCGGAUCGAUUCUCAUGUAUGCUGUCAUUGGCACAAUUUGGAAUGCUGCAACAACUGGCCUCUCCCUCUAUGGUGUCUUCUUGUCGGGUGCUAUGGGAAAACUCGAUGCUGGCCUCCUGGAAUUCCUUCUGUUUGGAAGUCUGAUUGCUGCAGUUGAUCCAGUAGCUGUAUUGGCUGUGUUUGAAGAGGUUCAUGUUAAUGAAGUGUUGUUUAUCAUUGUCUUUGGAGAAUCUCUUCUUAAUGAUGCAGUCACUGUGGUACUGUACAAUGUUUUUGACUCAUUUGUUGCAGUUGGAGCAGGGAAUAUUCAAGGCCUGGACUAUUUCAAGGGCAUAGUUUCUUUCUUUGUUGUAAGUUUGGGUGGAACUGCUGUUGGCAUCAUCUUUGCAUUCUUGCUGUCGCUGGUAACCAGAUUCACCAAGCACGUGAGAGUGAUCGAACCUGGAUUCGUCUUUGUGAUUUCAUACCUCUCCUACCUCACUGCCGAGAUGCUUUCUCUUUCUGCUAUUUUAGCUAUCACGUUCUGUGGCAUUUGCUGUCAGAAGUACGUGAAGGCCAACCUCUGUGAGCAAUCCAUCACCACUGUCAGAUAUGCAAUGAAAAUGCUGGCAAGUGGUGCAGAGACCAUUAUCUUCAUGUUUUUGGGAAUCUCUGCAGUGGACACUGAAAUAUGGACAUGGAACACUGCCUUUAUACUGCUCACGCUAGUCUUCAUCUCUGUUUACAGAGUCAUCGGUGUUGUAAUUCAGACCUGGAUUUUGAACCAUUUCCGUGUGGUGCAGUUGGAGAUUAUAGAUCAGGUGGUGAUGUCGUAUGGUGGUCUACGUGGAGCUGUGGCCUUUGCUCUGGUGGCAUUGCUGAAUGAAAAAACUAUUCGUGAGAAGCGUCUGUUUGUCAGUACAACUAUCAUUGUGGUGUAUUUUACAGUCAUCUUCCAGGGUCUGACAAUCAAGCCUUUAGUGAAGUGGCUGAAGGUAAAGAGGAGCGAGCAGAAAGAUCCUUUACUCAAUGAGAAGCUCCACGGAAGAGCAUUUGAUCAUAUACUGUCUGCAAUAGAAGACAUAUCGGGGCAAAUUGGACACAAUUAUCUUCGCGACAAGUGGACUAACUUUGACAGGAAAUAUCUGAGUAAAAUAAUGAUGAGGAAAUCUGCACAGAUUAGCCGGGAUAAAAUCCUCAGCGUUUUCCGUGAGUUGAAUCUGAAGGAUGCCAUCAGCUACGUGUCUGAGGGAGAGCGGCGAGGGUCCUUGGCUUUUAUACGCUCGAGCAGCGAUGUUAAUGUUGACUUCACUGGUCCUCGUCAUUCUAUUGUAGAUUCAUCUGUCUCUGCAGUGCUGAGAGAGAGUACCAGUGAGGUGUGCUUGGACAUGCAUGCAAUUGAAAACAGGGUGAAAAGCCAAAAGGAUCGUGAGGAAACAGUCACUCACCACAUGUUGCAGCAACAUUUGUACAAACCCAGGCAACGAUACAGGCUUAAUUACAGCCGCCAUAAACUAAUACGUAAUGAAGAUGAGAAGCAAGAUAAAGAGAUUUUCCAGCGCACCAUGAAAAAGAGACUUGAAAAUUUCAAAUCUACCAAGCUUGGAGCCAAUUACAACAGCAAGUUUAGGAACCUAAAGAAAGAAAAAGCAGCUAAGAAGAAGCACAGUGAUGCAAUGUCGAAUGGAAAGAUCCCAACACACACUGUUGCAUUCCAUGUUGAUAAAGACUCUGACAUAGAGGACCAUUAUGACACAGUGGAUGGAGGAAUUAGUUUCCUAAUUACUGCCCCAAGUGCAGAACCAGAUGAAACGAGAGAUGGAAUCGAUAAUCCAAGCUUUACUACUGAGGAGGAUCAAUCAGUUUACCAAAUGACUCCACCGUGGGUGUCCAGUGAAGAAACAGUCAUCCCGUCUCAGCGGGCACGUUUACAGCUUCCAAGGAGUCCCAACAACUUCAGGCGCCUCACACCUUUGCAGCUCAGCAGCCGAUCCAUUGAUUCAUUUUUACUAGCAGACAUCUCGGAGGAACAUCCAUUGUCUUUCCUACCUGAAUCAUCAAUGUAACACCAAGACAAUCCCAAGUCCCCCUCCAUUACCUAGCCCUUCUAACUUGGAUGAGAAACACUUUUCCUGGAAAGAUGACCAAGCAAGCCAAAAUGAUUCUAGUGCUGAGAGGCCCUCAAGGGUUUUUCCAUCUUAUCUCCAGAAGA
This is a messenger RNA of Pristis pectinata (smalltooth sawfish), 2741 nucleotides long. RefSeq names its product sodium/hydrogen exchanger 3. Bases 85 to 2595 code for a protein of 836 amino acids. Gene Ontology annotation, cellular component: brush border membrane; apical plasma membrane. The record is from RefSeq and is a predicted model, not a curated record. Lineage: Eukaryota; Metazoa; Chordata; Chondrichthyes; Rhinopristiformes; Pristidae. Gene Ontology annotation, molecular function: sodium:proton antiporter activity. Gene Ontology annotation, biological process: regulation of pH; sodium ion transport; proton transmembrane transport. The transcript has 17 exons.